Molecule: messenger RNA, 1455 nt
Organism: Acanthosepion pharaonis
Lineage: Eukaryota; Metazoa; Mollusca; Cephalopoda; Sepiida; Sepiidae
Source: the annotation of a GenBank genome assembly
AUGUCGUCUGCUAAAGCGGCUAAAAUUCGUACUACAUCUGUCGGUAGUUUAUCUAGCCACAUUUGGCGGAAUACUGUUGUUGAUAUGUCGUUAUCACCCAACAGUUGUUGCAGUCGUCGAGAAAAUAUCCACCCUCUCUCUCUCUCUCUCUCUCUCUCUCUCUUUCAUAACGUCCUUUCCUUCUCUCUCUUCUUUCUCCCUUCCUACCCUUCAAUACAUUCCCUCCCUUAUUAUCUCAUGAAACCUUUCUAUCGGUCGAUCUUUUUAGCUCUCAGAGAAAAUAUCCACCUCUCUCUCUCUCUCUCUCUCUCUCUCUCUUUUAUAACGUCCUUUCUUUCUCUCUCUUUCUCCUUCCUACCCUUCAAUACAUUCCCCUCCUUAUUAUCUCAUGAAACAUUUCUAUCGGUCGAUCUUUUUAGCUCUCAGUCAGAUUCUCUUUCUAUUUACAUGAAAAGGAGAAAAUAUCCACUCUCUCUCUCUCUCUCUCUCUCUCUCUCUCUCUCUCUCUCUCUCUUUUAUAACGUCCUUUUUCCUUCUCUCUCUUCUUUCUCCUUCCUACCCUUCAAUACAUUCCCUCCCUUAUUAUCUCAUGAAACCUUUCUAUCGGUCGAUCUUUUUAGCUCUCAGUCAGAUUCUCUUUCUAUUUACAUGAAAAGGAGAAAAUAUCCACUCUCUCUCUCUCUCUCUCUCUCUCUCUUUUAUAACGUCCAUUCCUUCUCUCUCUUCUUUCUCCCUUCCUACCCUUCAAUACAUUCCCUCCCUUAUUAUCUCAUGAAACCUUUCUAUCGGAGAAAAUAUCCACUCUCUCUCUCUCUCUCUCUCUCUCUCUUUUAUAACGUCCAUUCCUUCUCUCUCUUCUUUCUCCUUCCUACCCUUCAAUACAUUUCCCUCCCUUAUUAUCUCAUGAAACCUUUCUAUCGGUCGAUCUUUUUUAGCUCUCAGUCAGAUUCUCUUUCUAUUUACAUGAAAAGGAGAAAAAAUCCUCUCUCUCCUCCUCUCUCUCUCUCUCUCUCUCUCUCUCUCUUUUAUAACGUCCAUUCCUUCUCUCUCUUCUUUCUCCUUCCCUACCCUUCAAUACAUUUCCCUCCUUAUUAUCUCAUGAAACCUUUCUAUCGCUCUCAGUCAGAUUCUCUUUCUAUUUACAUGAAAAAAGAAAAAAUAUCCUCUCUCUCUCUCUCUCUCUCUCUCUCUUUUCAUAACGUCCAUUCCUUCUCUCUUCUUUCUUUCUCCUUCCUACCCUUCAAUACAUUCCUCCCUUAUUAUCUCAUGAAACCUUUCUAUCGGUCGAUCUUUUUUAGCUCUCAGUCAGAUUCUCUUUCUAUUUACAUGAAAAGGAGAAAAUAUCCACUCUCUCUCUCUCUCUCUCUCUCUCUCUCUUUUAUAACGUCCAUUCCUUCUCUCUCUUCUUUCUCCCUUCCUACCCUUCAAUACAUUCCCUCCCUUAUUAUCUCAUGA